AAUAAGUUACCUACCUAAACCUAGGUACGUACGUGCUCCUGUCUAAUUUUUUAUAAAUCUAUCCAUAUUUGAGCACCUAAGUAAAGAGUCGGGACUAUGGAGAAUAUCAUGGAAAAUAAUAUCGUCGCUAGUUUGCGGUAGUUACCGUUUAAACUGUAGUUAACUCUUAAGCAAUUAAAGACUUGUCAUAUGUCUUUCGUUGGUAACACGACGGCUCGCAACCAAAAAGAAAAAAAGGCGUAGAGGCUACGCCGUAGAUAGAUGUAUGAGAUCAACAUACCUUGGUAGGUUAACCGUUAACCUAUUCGGUCAGGUCGUUUUAGAGGUUUGCCAAGUCUACCUCUCUAUAUGCGAAACGCCGCAAGUAUAAACCUCCUGAAAUCCCACCCGCCAAAGUGACCGAUCAUGGGCUCACUCUAACCCGAUUACGCGACCUGAUGGAUUGAUUAUUCCCUUUAUAUGACUGAUGCCCAGUGAUGCAGGACAUCCUUCGCCGAGAAGAUGGGAUUGCCGUCUGCAUUUGUUUCCUUGAUUCGUUUCCUUUAGCCUUACUCUCUCAGCUAUCAUCUAUUUUCUUUUGCAUUUUUUUUUUUACUACAAUCUCACAUUCCAUUCAUUUGACGGCGGGACCUUCAUUCAUUUCAUUCUCGUUCUUCGCCUUUCGACUCUUCUCAUGUUCAAUUCGUAAGAAGCUUUCAUUAAGAAAUGUACUUUAAGAAGUCGAUUUUCUUGUUGGCCGCGGCGCGUGUUGUCCUUGCAAAAGUUCAAUUUCUAGGUGUUUCUAUUGCGGGAGGCGAAUUCGGGUGCAAGGACGAUGGGACAUGUCCUUUAAACUCUACAAAGCUUCCGGACGAUGGAGUUACUCAGAUGUGGCACUUUGUCGGAGAUGACGCCAUCAACAUACUGAGAAUGCCGAUAUCAUGGCAGUUUCUCGUCAACGACAAUUUAGGGGGAAAGCUCGAUAGCAGUAACUUUGAUAAAUACGACCGGUUAAUGCAGGCUUGUCUCGCCACCGACGCAUACUGUAUGAUCGAUAUCCACAACUACGCCCGAUGGAACGGCAAGAUCAUCGGACAGGGUGGACCAACGAAUGACCAAUUCGUCAAUCUCUGGGAACAGUUGGCGGAGAAAUACUCUGACAAGGAUAAGGUUAUCUUCGAGCUCAUGAACGAGCCGCACGACGUCGACGUCGAGACGUGGGCGAAGACUUGCCAGCAGGUUGUUACGGCUAUCAGAAAAGCCGGCGCGACGAAGCAGAUGAUACUGCUUCCUGGGUCAAACUCGGAUGGCGUGGCGACACUAACUGAGGACGGCGGUGCGGACCAAUUGCUAAAUAUCACGAACCCCGACGGAUCAACAGAUAAUCUGCUCUUGGAUAUCCAUGCAUAUUUGGAUAAGGAUGGCUCAGGGACGAACAAGCAAUGUUCAACGGAUAACACCGAUGCGUUCACAGACCUUGCGAAGUACCUAAGGCAAAAGGGGAGGAAAGGCCUCGUCAGCCAGACCGGGGCGUCGCAAGAUUCUUCCUGUCUUAAAAUGUUCUGUGCGCAAAACAAACUUAUCAACGACAACUCGGACGUCUUCGUCGGCAUAGUUGGUUGGGGCGCCGGCAAUAUCGAGACUUCCGACGUUCUAAGCUUGACACCAUCAAAGAAGGAUGGACGUCUAGUCGAUAACCAGUUGAUGUCUGAGUGCCUGGUCGAUACAUGGGCCAACGCUACGGAAGUAAUCAAUCUGUCGAAGCCGGAGCCGGAGUCGACGACAAAGGAAUUCAUUCCUACUUUCACUACUUCCCUGUCGAGGAGCAUUGUUACACCACCCGCGCGCACAUCCUCGUCUGCAGACUCCGCAGACUUCGAGGAGCCUAUUGUUACGGUCCAAGUCCUCUCCGAUGUAAGUAUACUACAAACAGCGGGACUCCCCACCCUCACGACAUUGAUAACCGCGGCCGGGUCGCCGAGCGACGAAUCUUAUAGCAUUGCAUUGGAGAUGCCGACUACCACACCAGUAAUAAGCCAGACCUCAGUACCUGGCCCGACGCCGACGGGAGAUGCCCCAUCGACGAGAGCGAUGACGCUCCUCCUCUGGGGCUUCGCACUGCUGCCUCUACUUUUAUGAUUUCAAAGAUCAUGAUAGUUUAAAUUUUGAAAAAAAAAAAAAAAGAAAGAAAGAAAAGUUGACUGCCGUAGUGUCUGCGACCCUAUAGAUAAUGAGGUCAGGACCUCACAACCGGUAGCGUAUGAUUUCACUCGAUGGGAAUUUCAAUAUUUGCGAAUGGUCGCUGGAACAUGAAUCGUCAGGCGUAUGAGAUGGGCUAUUCUUAUUUUGGGCUUCUGAUCAGAAUUUGUGUCAUAUUAGCCUUGAACACUUCCUUGUAUAUACUUGCAUUGAUACACCGAUACCAUUAACACGAUCCUCGCUGGAUUGCUGGCAAAGAAUGUCUUGGAUGAGUUGUAAUUUUGAGUGAGAUGUGAGAACCGAGAAGUGAACAUUGUUUCAAUAUGAAGUCUUGGGUGAAGUUGACCAUUCGGAGUUUCGGUAUUUAGUAACUAUAGUAAAAGGGGUAUGAUUAUGAUUAAGAUAGGUUCCUGAUCUGCCUACG
Molecule: messenger RNA, 2602 nt
Organism: Daldinia vernicosa
Lineage: Eukaryota; Fungi; Ascomycota; Sordariomycetes; Xylariales; Hypoxylaceae
Product: glycoside hydrolase family 5 protein
Exons: 5
Coding region: 706-2118 (470 amino acids)
Biological process (GO): glucan catabolic process
Molecular function (GO): hydrolase activity, hydrolyzing O-glycosyl compounds
Source: RefSeq, a predicted model, not a curated record